AUGGCCAAGACUUGGACCGAUUACCGCCCCAUCAGCCUAUGUAACGUCCUGAACAAGAUUAUCACCAAGGUACUCAUGGAUCGCCUCUCCCCUUUCCUUCCGCAGGUUAUCUCCCCAAACCAAAGUGGCUACGUUAAAGGGUGGCUUCUCAACAAUAAUGCCCUGCUGGCCCAGGAGAUGUUCCAUGAGCUGGCCCGUUGCUCCCUAGCCCCCAAUGUAGCGGUGAAGAUUGACAUGGCUAAAGCAUACGACCGGGUUCAGUGGCCUUUCCUCUUAAAGACUUUAGGAAGAAGAAGAAGAAGACGGUUGCUGCACUGCAUAUUUCUUCACAUCGGAACCCUAAUCCAGCGGAGCUGUCAGUCAAUCAUUGGUAUCUCACGGGAUUCGAUGCACAAGAGGCGUGCAACUGGAGGAAAGAAGAAGGCGUGGAGGAAGAAGCGAAAGUAUGAGCUCGGCAGGCAACCGGCUAACACAAAGUUGUUGAGCAACAAGAGUGUGAGAAGGGUGAGAGUUCGGGGAGGCAAUGUGAAGUGGCGUACCUUGAGGUUGGAUACUGGAAACUAUUCUUGGGGUAGUGAAGCUGUAAACAGAAAGACCCGUAUUCUCGAUAUGGUUUACAAUGCAUCAAAAAAUGAGCUGGUCAGAACCCAAACUCUGGUCAAGGGUGCCAUUGUCCAAGUUGAUGCUGCACCAUUCAAGCAGUGGUACCUACAACACUAUGGAGUUGAAAUCGGCCGCAAGAAGAAGGCUGCUGCCAAGAAGGAAGGAGAGGAAAUCACUGAGGCUGAUGCUGCUGAAGAGGUAAAGAAAAGCAACCAUGUUCAGAGAAAACUAGAGAAACGUCAGCAGGACCGAAAGAUCGACGCACAUAUUGAAGAACAAUUUGGUGGUGGUCGUCUGUUGGCAGCAAUUGCCUCUCGUCCUGGCCAGUGCGGCCGAUGUGACGGUUAUAUUUUGGAGGGCAAGGAAUUGGAA
This is a messenger RNA of Salvia splendens (bonfire salvia), 975 nucleotides long. RefSeq names its product 40S ribosomal protein S8. The annotation marks the transcript as partial. Gene Ontology annotation, molecular function: structural constituent of ribosome. Gene Ontology annotation, biological process: translation. NCBI's taxonomy places the organism in Eukaryota, Viridiplantae, Streptophyta, Magnoliopsida, Lamiales, Lamiaceae. The transcript is spliced from 2 exons. The record is from RefSeq and is a predicted model, not a curated record. Gene Ontology annotation, cellular component: ribosome.